AUGCCAGAAAUGACAAUAACCGACAUUACUGCAGAUAGACAAAGAUUAAUAUACUCUGGUAAAGUGUUAAAAGAUGAUGAUACACUUGAAACCUGUAAAAUUGCUGAGGGACACACAGUUCACAUGGUGAGAAGUUUAGCUCGUGAUACUACCAAUAACCAAUCAACACAUGAUCAAAAUAAUAUACCUCCAUUUGGUGCAACACUAGGUGGGGGGAAUUUUGGUACUAAUACUAAUAAUUCAUUUAGUGGUGGUGGUAAUAAUAGUAUACCAAACUGGAAUCAGACGGAAAAUAUUCUUAAUAACUCUGCUUUAAUGCAGUACAUUGUACAAUUAAUGCAAGAUCCUCAAUUCACAGAUAAUGUAAUUGCUAUGAAUCCACAACUUGCAAGCAUGGCACCUCAACUUAGGCAGGUAACACAAGAUCCUGAAUUUCAUUCUUUAUUAUCAAAUCCAGAAUCAAUUCGUCGUACAGCAACUUUAAGUUCAUUAAUGGGUAACCCUGGAAGUUAUGGUCCAAGUAUGCUUCCUACAAAUCCUUCCACAAUGAAUCCUACAACUGACACAACAAAUACACCAUCGACCAAUAAUAAUGAUAAUAACGUUCCACCACAAACAACUAUCCCACAACAACCCGAAGAAAGAUUUCAAGUUCAAUUACAACAAUUGAACGAUAUGGGUUUUUGGGAUGCACAGAAAAAUAUUCGCGCAUUAUUAGCUUCUGGUGGAAAUAAAUUUAUGACAUUAAAAUAUAUAAGAGUAUUAAAGUAUAGUGUUAAUACAUGGCAUUCUGGUUUUAUGGAUAAAUUAUAUGCUGGAACUAAUCCGGUUGGAAUCAUAUCAGAAAUGUUAAUGGCUUUCCUGAAUGGAAAUUCUCAUGUUUAUCAUGAUUCACCUGUGUUCACAUUGAUUGAAUAUUCUGUUUCUGAACAUCUUGCUAAAUUGUUAGAUAUGGGCGAGAAUUCUGGUGGUAUAACAUGUGCAGGGGGGGCAUUUUCUAAUCAAUUGGCAAUGAUAACAGCAAGAAAUAGUUUAUAUCCCGAGUUUAAAACAAAAGGAUACUUUGGAUUUAAUAAGAAGUUAAUGAUUUUCACGUCUAAUCAAGGUCACUAUUCAAUUGAGAAGACAGCAAUGACAUUGGGGUUGGGUACUGAAAGUGUGAUUAAAGUACCAUGUGAUGAUCAAGGAAGAAUGAAAGUUUAUGAAUUAGAGCUUUUAAUCCAACAAUCCUUUGCACGUGACGAAACUCCAUUCUUCGUAAAUGCAACAACCGGUACCACAGUACUUGGAUCAUUUGAUCCAUUAAGAGAGAUAGGGAAAAUUGCUAAAAGGUAUAAUUUAUGGUUUCAUGUUGAUGGAUCAUGGGGAGCAAGCCUAAUAUUUUCAGAAAAAUAUAAAAAAUUGAUAGAUGGAACUAGUUUGGCUGAUACAUUAGUAAUCAAUCCUCAUAAAAUGCUUGGAAUACCGUUACAAUGUUCGUUUUUACUCGCAAAAGAUAAAUCAAUAUUUUCAAAGAACAAUUCACUGGAAGCAAAAUAUUUAUUUCAUGGCAAUAAAUAUGAUUUAAGUGAUGGUACAGUUGGUUGUGGUAGAAGACCUGAUGCUGUCAAGUUGUUUAUUGGAUGGAAAAUAUUUGGUAUAAAAGGUUAUGGUAGUCGUAUCGACCAUGCUUUUCAGAUGACAAAUUACUUCGUCGCGUUGAUAAAAAAAAACAAUUCAAAAUUUAAAUUGGUAUUGGACGAACCGCCAAGUUUACAAACUUGUUUUUGGUAUAUACCUAGCAAAGAAAUAUUGGAAUUAGAAAAAUUAAAUCAUCAGUUGUAUAAAGAUAAAUUAUCAAAGAUCACAAAAGAAAUACAUAAAAAAAUUUAUGAAAAUGGAAAAUACAUGAUUGAUUAUGCACCAACAAUUCUAAAGGGUGUUGAAUUACCUUUUUUUUUUAGAGUUGUAGUGAAUUCACCUUCAGUAUGUGAGAAAGAUUUGGAAAAUUUGUUAAAGGAAAUUGAAAGUAUUGGUAAAGAUGUUACUAUGAAACUAUUUGAAAAUAUUAACAAGUCAACCGAUCGAAAAAUUAAUGAUAGAUAA
Entrophospora sp. SA101 is the source of this 2085-nucleotide messenger RNA. NCBI's taxonomy places the organism in Eukaryota, Fungi, Glomeromycota, Glomeromycetes, Entrophosporales, Entrophosporaceae. The record is from the annotation of a GenBank genome assembly.